Entrophospora candida is the source of this 399-nucleotide messenger RNA. Lineage: Eukaryota; Fungi; Glomeromycota; Glomeromycetes; Entrophosporales; Entrophosporaceae. The record is from the annotation of a GenBank genome assembly.
ACUCAAGAUUUGAAUAAACAUUUGUCUGAAUACAUGAAAGGACUAACUGCCAAAGUAUUUCGUACAUACAAUGCAUCUCGUACCUUCCAAAUUGAGCUAAAUAAAAGGAUGGAGAAUGCUACUACUAUAAAAGAGAAAAUGGUAGCAUAUAAUGAAGCAAACAGACAGGUUGCUAUUUUAUGUAACCAUCAACAUUCUGUCAGCAAGGCUCAUAUCAAAACCACUGAAGUAGACAAUAUGACAUUCGCACUGAGUACAUCAAAAAUCAAUUACAUAGACCCAUGUAUUUCUGUUGCGUGGUGUAAAAAAUAUGAUGUACCAAUCACAAAGGUUUUUAAUAAAAGCCUCCAUGAAAAAUUCCAAUGGGCAUUAGACAUUGAUGCAGAUUGGGAGUUUUGA